AUGCCGCCCCAGCAGCUCACACUCGUCCGCCACGCCCAAGGCUUCCACAACCUCAAUAUCGAAGGCCACCGCUUCCACGACCCCCGCCUGACGCUCGAAGGGCACCAGCAGUGCCGCGACCUAGCCUGGAAGCUCGACGACGUGUACUCGAUCGACUGCAUCGUGGCCUCGCCGCUGCGGCGAACCCUGCACACCGCGCUCCUCGUGUUCGAGGCGCUGCUGCGCUUCAAGCCCGCGCUGCGCAUCCUCGCCCUCCCCGAGCUGCAGGAGACGUCUGACCUGCCGUGCGACACCGGCAGCGCGGUUGCAGACCUGGAGCACGAGUUUGCAAACCGGCCCGUGGAUUUCUCCCUCGUGCCGACUACUUGGACAGACAAGGUGACGGGCAUCUUCUCGCCUCGCAGCGACUGUAUCGCUGCGCGGUGUCGCAAGGCGAGACACUUCCUCGCCGGUCUAGACGCGGUGCACGUCGCGGUAGUCGCGCAUGGCGCCGUGCUGCACUACCUGACAGACGACUGGUACGGCGCUACGAGUGGAAUCGGAACCGGCUGGUACAAUUGCGAGGCGCGCAUCUACCACUUCGACACAUGUACUGAUGCGGGCAUCGUCGAAGCAUCGAUUGUCGAGACAGACAAGAGUAGAUUAGAACGGACACGCACUGUGCACCGCUUUUCGAAAGAGCAGCAGGAGGAGAUGAAGAGCGAGGCUGAGGCGAGCUGGUCGCGGGAUGGGUAUAUUGUGCUCUCCGAGGGGACUGGACAUCACGAGACGGAUAGCGAAGAGUCCAAGUGUGGUAAGAUAGAGGGCUCCAAGUCGAAAUGGAGGGUGAGACCAAAUGGGCAAAAGUGUUGCAUCCUGUAA
Molecule: messenger RNA, 861 nt
Organism: Didymella exigua CBS 183.55
Lineage: Eukaryota; Fungi; Ascomycota; Dothideomycetes; Pleosporales; Didymellaceae
Product: phosphoglycerate mutase-like protein
Exons: 2
Coding region: 1-861 (286 amino acids)
Cellular component (GO): cytoplasm
Molecular function (GO): phosphatase activity
Source: RefSeq, a predicted model, not a curated record